GACAUGCUCGGUUCUUCGUUGGUAUUGGGCCUAGUUUGUCACGAUCGCAUGUCUCGGUAUGAACUAUACCGAGUAUUGAACUAUUUGCCAACGGAUUGGAAUGUCUUCCGGUCGUGUUCCUGGUUUUGCGCUCCCCGCAAUCCGGGGAUGGGGACGCAAUGGAGCAAUUUGCGGGGAUAUAGAGAUGAGGCUAAACGUUAACUAUCCGUGCAGUAUAUAUGGGUAAGGGACUGGUAUCUUGGAUGCUUCUCGUGAGGCUAUAACCACCCAACUCAGGAUGUUGCCCUCGUCGACCCUAGCCAUCCGUCUGAUCGCAUUCUUCUCAUCGCUAACUUCAGUCACCGCAUCGCCUACGCUUCACCAACAGCAAAAUGCAUCUCGCCCCUUGGUCAAGCUCGACUAUGGAACCUUCCAAGGCGCCGUAUCUUCCCAAUACAACCUCAUAUAUUACCGCAAAAUCCCUUUCGGUGCCUCCACAGCUGGCCCUAACCGCUUUCGCGCCCCUCAACCCCCAAUUCCUAUCAACACUACCACAGUAUACGACACCGACCAAGCAUUCGAUAUGUGUCCUCAGCGCACGGUAAAUGGAUCGGAAGACUGCCUCUACCUCGGCGUCUACUCAAGGCCAUGGUCUCAGGAUACGGCGAAGAAGCAUAAGCUGAGGCCUGUGCUACUAACUUUCUAUGGCGGCGGCUUCAUCAGGGGAAGCGCGACAUUCGACAUUCCCCCGAGUGGAUUUCCAGUACUGAAUGUAUCGCAACAAAACGACUAUGUGGUGAUAUAUUCAAACUACCGCACCAACGUCUUUGGCUUCCUGCCUGGCAGCAAAAUCGCAGAACAUCCCGGCGCCGAUUUGAACCCAGGUCUGUUGGAUCAGCAAGCAGCCCUGCAGUGGAUUCAAAAGUAUAUUCACCACUUUGGCGGCGACAAACGAAAUGUCACAAUAUGGGGACAGUCUGCUGGCGGCGGCAGCGUUGUCGCCCAAACUAUCGCCACGGGCAAUCGAGGGAAGAAGCUGUUCACCAAGGCAAUGAGCUCGAGUCCCUUUUGGCCGAAAACACCGCGCUACGACAGCGCGUGGGCAGAAUCUCUCUACCAACAGACUGUGCAGGAUGUCGGCUGUGCCAACCACACGGACGAAAUUACGUGUCUCAAGACAGUAGAUCUUCAGAAACUAAGAGACAGUGCGUUAAGACUGAGUACGAGCCAGCAGUACACGACGAGUGCGUUUACAUGGGGCCCUGUCAUCGACGACAGCUUUCUUGCAGAGCCAUUGUCGGAUGUAAUCAGUAAAAAGGGGAAAUUGAACGCGAAUACGGUGCUCACUUCGUACAACUUGCACGAAGGCGAGAACUUUACUCCUCCCGGCUUUGGAAACGCAACAGGUAGCGCGGGCUUUAACUCUUCCCAAACGAGCUUCGACUCUUGGCUGCGAGGAUUCCUGCCAGACUUCCAAGAGGAGCAUGUGAAGAAAGUGAACGCACUGUAUCCCGCAGUCGGCGAAGCAGAGGAAAUCAAGUGGAACAGCACGUAUAUACGCGCAGGAAUGCUAUACAGGGACUUGGUCCUAGCGUGCCCAGCGUACUGGCUGUCGAACAAAGCGGAGAAGGGGUGGUUGAUUGAGUAUACUAUUUCGCCAGCCAAGCAUGCAAGUGACGUGCAAUACUGGAACACCGUCGGCGCUAUCCAGAAGACAGAUGCACGUACCUACGAAGCGUAUGCAGGGGCACUGGCGAGUUUCGUCCAGACUGGUGAUCCAAAUGCGCACAAGGUCACGAAUGCUAGCGUUCCUGCUGUACCGAACGUAGUAGAAGGGAAGCAGUUUUUAGUCACCGCGGGUGGCAUUAAGCAAGGCGGUAUUCAGAUGUUGGAAGAGAGGUGUAAGUUUUGGCUAGAAGUCGCGGAGAGGGUGCCAAUAUGAGAACGAGUGUGGCAUAGAGAUCCUCAGACUGAUAACGAUGAAUAAUAUUCAAGAACUCCGACCCAAGCCCCCCUGGACUCCGUCAUGGCUCAUAAAACUCGCUAAGUCAUAAACAUCGGCAAACUACUCCGGCAAUCGUUUACGAACAGUCCUGGUCUACUUCCUCUCCCCCUUCCGCCCUGUCUUCUUCAGCCUACUCGCAAGAUCAAGCAUCCCAUCUGCCCAAACGCUCAUCCCCUCCACCUUCUUUACCUCGCUCCCACAAAAGUCUCUCAAAAAUGCACCCAUCUUCUCCUCGCCAUACUUCUCCCCGUACACAAUCUCAGCCUUCAUCCCAACAUCGGCAUCCACCCCCUCUUUCCCAAUCCCAACACCAACCUCAAACGUGACUUUCACCUUGGUUUGCACCGUAGGAAGAAGCAUGUUA
Cucurbitaria berberidis CBS 394.84 is the source of this 2348-nucleotide messenger RNA. Its product is annotated as carboxylesteras-like protein. The coding region runs from base 278 to 1921 and encodes 547 amino acids. NCBI's taxonomy places the organism in Eukaryota, Fungi, Ascomycota, Dothideomycetes, Pleosporales, Cucurbitariaceae. The record is from RefSeq and is a predicted model, not a curated record. The transcript has 2 exons.